Messenger RNA from Parnassius mnemosyne (clouded apollo), 522 nucleotides. The record is from the annotation of a GenBank genome assembly. Lineage: Eukaryota; Metazoa; Arthropoda; Insecta; Lepidoptera; Papilionidae.
AUGCAUCACACGUCCGAAAUUGAUCCCGUUACCAAGAAACCGGUUAUCAUAAUGGAGUAUAAUAAGACAAAGGGUGGGGUUGAUGAAGUUGAUAAAAAAUGUUCAAACUAUUCCUGUAGCCGCCGCACUCGCAGAUGGCCUUUAGCAUUUUCUUUCAGAUUGCUAGACUUGAGCGGAGUGAAUGCCUUUGUGCUUUAUAGGCAGUGUGCUGACAUAUCAGACAUAUCAAGAGGACGAUUCUUACAGGAUCUUGCCCGAGAAUUAGUUUUACCACAUUUACAACGACGAGUCUACAAUGACCGUCUUCCAAGAGAGCUAAGACUGACAAUGGAACGGAUUCUUGGCGAAGAUUUACCGCCAGAACCUAGCCGCAUUGAGUCAGCUGUUGGUGAAAAUGACAAAAAGACUUGUAAGGUGUGUCCAGCAAGGCUGAAGCGACGCACAAGGUACAAAUGCGUUGCAUGUCAUAAGCCUAUAUGCUUAGGCUGUUCCAAAACAAUCUGCAGCGACUGUAUUGACUGA